UAUUGGGAACUCAACCACUAAGAAGUCUUAGAUUAAUUAUAUUAUUCUCUCAUGGCUUGCGACAAGAGUUUCUCUACCAAUUACUUGCUGUUGGAACCCAAGGAUGUGGGUUUCUUUGAUCUGAUUCACAUCUUGUUCUCCAAUAACUUGGAGAGGAGAAGGUUCGUUGACUCUUUUGAGCAGACCGAGGAUGAGUUUGCGCGCAGAUGGCUCAUAUUUCUCUCCGUUGUUGUCCAAAAGUUGCUGCAAUUGGUGGCAAAGCCAAUGGCAAUUAUUGGCUGGGGGAUUGAAACGUGCUUGAACCUCUUUUCAAGUAACCGCAACUUGGUUGGCCUCCUGCUGGAUCUCUUUCGAGGUGAGGAUAUAAUACCCAAAAAAGACUCAAGAACGUUCUUGUCGUUUGUUGGAAAUUUGGACAAGCGAGUGGAGUUGGACAAAAGAAUCAAACGUGGAGAUGGCAAUUAUAAUGCAGCACUCAGUAUGAUGGCGUCUAAAAUAUCAUAUGAGAACAAAUUCUACAUCCAAACUGCGGUCCAGGAUCACUGGAAGAUGGAGUUCUUGGGCUCUUACGACUUCUGGAAUGAUUAUCAAGGAAAAGCCACAACACAAGCGUUUGUGCUACGUGACAGAAGUGCUGACCAUGACACUAUUGUUGUGGCCUUUAGAGGUACAGAAGCUUUUGAUGCGGAUGCAUGGUGCACUGACGUUGACAUCUCUUGGUAUGAGCUCCAAGGGGUUGGAAAGAUCCAUGGAGGCUUUAUGAAAGCACUUGGAUUGCAGAAGAGUGUUGGUUGGCCCGAGCCGGAGGAAAUCAAACAAGAUGAUAGCCACCCAGCCUUUGCUUACUAUGCCAUUAGGGAUAUGCUGAAGAAACUUGUGCUUGAAAAUGACAAAGCAAGAUUUAUUGUAACUGGGCACAGUUUAGGUGGGGCACUAGCAAUUCUCUUUCCGGCAGUUUUAACAUUUCACAAGGGAGAGGAUUCAGAUCUGCUGUUGGAGAGAUUGGAGGGAGUUUAUACAUUUGGACAACCUAGGGUUGGAGAUGAGAGAUUUGGGCAGUACAUGGAAAACAAGUUGAAAGAGCAUAGGGUUAAGUAUUUUAGGUUUGUCUAUGCUAAUGACAUGGUGCCCAGGUUGCCUUAUGAUGACCGGUCCCUAAUGUUCAAGCACUUUGGGACAUGCCUCUACUAUAAUAGGGAAUAUGAAGUUCAGGUUGUUCGAGAAGAGCCAAACAAGAAUUACUUCUCCCUAGGGAGUGCUAUUCCCAUGAUGAUGAAUGCUUUUGGUGAGCUGAUAAGAAGUUUCAUCAUUCCAAUUAAGGAGGGACCCGAUUACAUAGAAGGGCCCUUCUUGAAAUUGGUUAGGCUAAUCGGUUUGGUAAUACCAGGAGCAGCAGCACAUUGUCCCCAAGAUUAUGUAAAUUCCACCAGAUUGGGAUCCUCAAAAGUCUUCCUCCCGCCCAACCAUUACAUAUGAAACUAAAAUAUGCAUGUCUAGUCCUGCAUGCCUACAAUUCUAAGCAGGAUUGCAAUUUCCCCAUUUAUUUUAAGUACAUAUCAAACUUCAAAUUCCUUAUCUUAAUCUUGCUCCUUAUAUUUUCUCUACCAA
This is a messenger RNA of Prunus persica (peach), 1608 nucleotides long. RefSeq lists its product as uncharacterized. Gene Ontology annotation, molecular function: triacylglycerol lipase activity. Lineage: Eukaryota; Viridiplantae; Streptophyta; Magnoliopsida; Rosales; Rosaceae. Bases 52 to 1476 code for a protein of 474 amino acids. Gene Ontology annotation, biological process: lipid metabolic process. The transcript is spliced from 5 exons. The record is from RefSeq and is a predicted model, not a curated record.